AUGAUUCGCAGUACAGCGCACUCUGCAUAUAUUCUACGGAAGUGCUUGAACCAGCUCAUAGCUGUUCGAGAGACUCUGCCAUCUCGGUCGGUUUCUACGUUAAGAGUUGACUCUGCCAGUAAACCCAAAGUUCCUAUCCUCCCGAAGAACCCGAAGCGAGGAAAGCCAUCUUUAUUCCUCCAUCCCAGUGGAAAACAUCCCAAAUCUCAUGCCAAGCCUAUCAGAGGGGAACUCAAGAAACCUCUGCGCCCUCAUGUAUUCUCCAAACGACUCCUCGCGUUGUGCAAAGCCGAUAAGAUCGAAGAAGCAGUAUCCACACUUCAGAAUGCGCCUCUUGACGCACAGAAUACCAUUGUGUGGAACACUCUAAUUCGGGAGGUUUUGUUAAGGAAGCGAUUCAAGCUUGGGUACCAGCUUUAUGUGGAUAUGAAACGGCGCGGGUUCUCUCCACGGACGAGUACAUUUGUGACUAUGCUCAAUCAAUAUGCGACGAUCGAGCAGUGGUCUCAGCACACGAAGCAGCUUGACAACGUGCACACCCUGUUCGAAAAUUACAUUGAUCACGUUGAACAGGUCAAGGAGCAUGAACCCAAUAGUCCGGAGCUUGAUAACUCGGUAUACGUACCUUAUUUCAAGAUCCUGGGCGAUGCUGGCGAGUAUCAGAAAAUGUUUGAUAUCUACUAUGCUAUGCCCGACCAUGGCCCUUUGGCACCGACUCACUUUACGUUCACCGCACUCAUCAACGCUAUUUCGUGCCGCAAACCAGCUUCCAACGGGGCAGAGGCUCUUGCUGAGGUGCGCGCCCAAAACGCCUCCGAUGUGAGAUUGCUCUGGAGGCAAGCAAUCAAGCACUCUGAGAGAAAUCCACAAUUCCAAAUCGACUCACACUUCAUGGCUCCUGUACUGGGUGUCCUGGCAUUAGGUCGUCCAGCGGAUCAGCUUUUCGCGUUCGAUAUUAUCCGCGAUUUCACUGGCCUGGCUAAGCCAGGGGAAGACGCCAAGCCUGCUAGAGUACCUUUGACGCCCUACGUUCUCACCGAAGUACUCUGGCUCUGCACUUGUUCGAAAAAAUACCGGCUCGCGAUCUAUUAUUUCUGGCAAGCUGUGGAAAGCAUGUCCCCUGAGGAUAUCGCGCGGCCUCAUUUCGAUAACAUGCUUAGAGCGCAUGUAGGUCUCACUAUGAUGGGCGCUUCCCAGCAGUCCCAUAGAGCCGUGGAGACUUUGGAACGGAUGCUGCGAGAGGCCGCCACAAGACCAAAUUGUGAGAACUGGAGGCCUUCUCUAUCGACAUUCACGUUGGCUUUGGCCACUUGCUGGCGCGAAGGCGAUUGGGUUAGCGCAACAACAAUCUUUGAGCUCAUGACGGGCUACAAAGCUGAAGACUUUGCAGAUGGCGGGGAUAAUGGUCCCCGUGUGGAGUCGCCACAGAUGGAGAAGCGUUCCAAGGGGCGGAAUAUUAUGCCGGGCAUGACUGCUAUGUCACAUCUGGUUCGAACUGCCUUGGCUUCUUGCGACCAGUCGAACAUGCGGCAAUGCCUACGGAUCGUUGACCAUCUCGAUGUCACUCAGCUUAUGACAAGCGACAAACCCAAGAGCAACCUGCAAGGCAAGGAAGCCAUCUUGGCUUACGACGUCAAGGAUUCACUCUAUUUUGUCACAAAGCUAGCGAAGGACCUCAUAACUCUCGUCGAUGAAGUGGUGCAAAGAGACGUACAGCCCAACCUUUCUGCAGAAGAGGCGCGGUGGCGAGAAAUGAGAAAUACAGCGAAGAAGUUGCUGCGACGACACAGCGGAUCCACACGAACCCCAUUCUACGAGUCGCAAUUACUAGGCACCGAACGUAGUCUUGCGGCGACCGAUAGUGCCGUAGAACAGGAGCAAACAGUCCGGCGGACACAACGAUCUGCAACCUUUGUCAAGCGUGAUCUACGUAUGGGACCCGGCUCAUUCUGA
Molecule: messenger RNA, 1953 nt
Organism: Fibroporia radiculosa
Lineage: Eukaryota; Fungi; Basidiomycota; Agaricomycetes; Polyporales; Fibroporiaceae
Exons: 2
Coding region: 1-1953 (650 amino acids)
Molecular function (GO): protein binding
Source: RefSeq, a predicted model, not a curated record